GCACAGAUCCAUCAAUGGGUCAAACUCCAAGACGGGUGAUGAGUUCAGCGCAGACGUUCCCGUAUGAGGAAUUGAGGAACAAGCAGCAGUCCUCGUGGUUACCAUUAAUAGUCGUUCUUCGCUCUUAUCUCACUUCCUGAAUGUGACAGCGUUACCCGAGCCAAGCUACUUUGUCAAAGCGUUACUUCAUAACACCUGGGCUUCGGAAAGUGCUACUUAAACGAGGUUCCCAUUGAGUCGUCUCAGGGCUUUGCUAGCACAACUUCUGAAGAGCAACACAGCUUCUCACAGUUAACCUUUGCCAUGGCACUGGUGGAGAUUAUCCGGCUCUGGGAUGAAGCAGUGGCCGUAGCUGAGAAAGAAGACUGGAUGGGAGCCCUUCGGCUGCUUGGUGAUGUUCAGGAGCCGAACUCCAAAAUUCACUUUAAUAUCGGCUGCCUUUGCCUGAGUAAUGGGAACUUUCAAGCUGCUGAGACGGCAUUUGACAGCAGUAUUGCCAAGGAUGAACAUUUGGCAGUGGCCUUUUUCCAAAGAGGUAUAACAUUUUAUAAAAAUGAAAAAUAUGAAGAAGCAUUAUGGGAUUUUCAAAAAGCUUUCUUCGAAUUACGUGGAAACCAGCUGAUUGAUUACAAAUUACUUGGACUGAUGUAUAAAUUGUAUGCCUGUGAGGUUCUUCAUAAUGUUGCAUUGGCUCAUGCACAGCUCAGUGAAUGGGAGAAGGCGGAGGAGAACCUGUUAAAGGCCUUGAACCUCAAAACAGAAGCAAAACACAAGCAUAUCGACCGGGCCUUGGAGUCCAUUUUGAAACAGAAGCUUUUUAAUCUUGUUGAACUGCCACCUGGAGUCCUGUUCAAACCAAACAGGCGUUACGUUGCUCAGCUGGAGACAAAGGACUAUCUAGGAAAGGCAAAGGUAGUAGCCUCAGUUGUUCACCAAGAUGAAUUUUCUGGAUUUGCUCCACUUCAGCCUCAGGUGCAGGUAAUUCCUUCCAGACCAAAAACUCCUGAAAUUCUAAGGGCUUUAGAAGGUGAACCUCACCGUGUUCAAUAUGAAUUCCUGUCUGAAACACCAGAAGAAUUGUCAGUGUUACCGGGAAACAUCGUUUUUGUCUUGGAAAAGGCGGCUGAUAACUGGGCAACUGUCAUAUUCAAUGGAAAAAAAGGACUGGUCCCUUAUAACUUUCUGGAACCUGUGGAGCUUAUUAAAGGUGCCAAGCAGGAUACGGAAGGCGAUACAAUCCCAGCACCACCGACAUCAGAUCCACCAGACGUGCCAGUGAGGAAGUCAGUGAGACACUUAAAUAAAAUGAAGCCUUCAAAUACUCAGCAGGAUGAACAGGAAGAAAUGAAACUGUGCACAGUGAAAAUACACUUCAUGUACACUGUGGCAAUUCAAGUGAAGGUGGGUCUCCCUUACAGCGCCCUUCUUGAGAAAGUCAGCAAGAAAUUGGAACAACCACCAUCAACAAUAGUGCUGAGGUACAAGAAUACUGGUAGUGAUGAGAAACUGACCGUAGACCACUCAGAAAUGGGUACUUUAUGGAACCAAGUGCAGAAUGGACACCUUGUUCUUUGGUGUGAGCUGACAGAGAAAAAAGAAAAUGAGCUAAAAAAUAAUCAGUUUGUAGCUCUUUAUCGCUAUGAAGCAGUACAACCAGAAGAUCUAGAAUUUCAGGCUGGAGACAUCAUCAGCGUCCUUUCAAAAGUCAAUGAAGACUGGUAUGAAGGAGAGUGCAAUGGAAAAGUGGGAAUAUUUCCAGCUGGGUUUGUUAAAGAAUAUUUUGUGCACAAUCAACAUAUGAUUCUGAACAUAAGUUAGUAUUUAAAAGAAUGUUAAAUGUUAUUCCUAUACAUGUGGUACCUUCACAUGAAGGCAUCUUUUGUUCUCAUAAUAUCCGAUAAAAAUAUUUAUAGAGUCAACUGUAUUUUGUAAGUGUAACAAUAUUACUACUACUACUACCACCAUUACAUUUGAUCAAAUUACAAGGAAGAUGUUUCAAAGGAAACUUUGGAUUUUAAUUUUGUCAGUCUAAAUAUAAAAAAAUAAACUAGAACUUACAGAUUUCAUAGACAGGCAGAUAUUCAUAUCAUUUAAUUACAGUUAAGUGAAUUCCCGUAGAAUUUUCUCUUGUAAAUUUGUAAUUGGACUGUUGCUUUAUAUCUAUAUAAUGUAUAGAAAUUGGUGAGCAUUUAUGUCAUUUAUACUGAUUAAUUUUUUUGUAAAUAUUUCACUUGUACCAUUAGUUUGAGAACUGAAUACUGUAUAUUCCACACAAGUGUUCAAAUUAAACUUACUUUUUAUAGUUGACUAAC
This is a messenger RNA of Erpetoichthys calabaricus (reedfish), 2312 nucleotides long. It is a transcript of the gene ncf2, whose product is annotated as neutrophil cytosolic factor 2. Bases 304 to 1818 code for a protein of 504 amino acids. The transcript has 15 exons. The record is from RefSeq and is a predicted model, not a curated record. Gene Ontology annotation, biological process: phagocytosis; superoxide anion generation; respiratory burst. NCBI's taxonomy places the organism in Eukaryota, Metazoa, Chordata, Cladistia, Polypteriformes, Polypteridae. Gene Ontology annotation, molecular function: superoxide-generating NADPH oxidase activator activity; protein binding. Gene Ontology annotation, cellular component: NADPH oxidase complex.